AAAUAUCUGCGCUGGCUGAAUCGGACCAACCGGCAACCGGUUGUUGGUUUCUAUGGAUACGGGAUACUGAGCCACGUCGGACGGUUGAAAGAGGGCCCAGUCCAACAAUUGCUUAUUCGUGUUUACUAAAUCGUGUAACGUGAAUUUUUUUACUGUAACUAAGCUCAUUGAACCUAAAAUUAGUUGACUUAUACUUUUAACCAACUGAACUGUAAAAUCAAACAUUACAACAAUGUCAUUGAAUCAUUUCUAUCGCGUUUCAAACCGUCUGUUUAGGGUGUCUCUCAGACAAAUUGGCACCAUUUUUGCAACUCAAACUGAGCAACCUGGGCUCUGCUGGCAUGUGACAAGAGGCCAGCAUUUGUUCAGCUCCAGUGCACCAGCCUCCCCUCCUGCUCCUGAGCCUCAUCAGCCAUCUAAGGAGGAACCAGUGUAUGACCGCCUCAUCUGGAAGCUGGAGGUUUACUGCGAGGGUCAUGAGAAGUCAGUGCUUGAGAGCUAUGCUCGCUUCAUAGCCAUGACUUGUGCCCACCUGGGCAUCAAUGCUCAGCCUGCACAGUUCGGCACGCCGACGCACGAGCGCCUGACGCUGCUCAAGUCUAUCCACAUCCACGGCAAGCACCGCGUGCAGUACGAGAUGCAGACGUACCCUAUGACCCUGACCCUGCACCACCUCACCGGCUCCACUGCUGACACCUUCCUCGAGUACACGCAGCGCAUGUGUCCUGAGGGCGUGGCCAUGCGUGUCACGGAGCAUCAACUGAGAAAGUUCCCGGAGCCAACGAUGCGUGUCUUGAGCGACGCACGGACAGCGUGUCGCCACUCUUCGUGUAAAAAGAGUGUUUCUGAACAUUUUAACUGCGACUCCAAAAUAGCCUUGAACGACUAA
Molecule: messenger RNA, 889 nt
Organism: Hyalella azteca
Lineage: Eukaryota; Metazoa; Arthropoda; Malacostraca; Amphipoda; Hyalellidae
Product: 28S ribosomal protein S10, mitochondrial
Exons: 6
Coding region: 233-889 (218 amino acids)
Cellular component (GO): mitochondrion; mitochondrial small ribosomal subunit
Source: RefSeq, a predicted model, not a curated record